[Candida] anglica is the source of this 1083-nucleotide messenger RNA. NCBI's taxonomy places the organism in Eukaryota, Fungi, Ascomycota, Pichiomycetes, Serinales, Debaryomycetaceae. The record is from the annotation of a GenBank genome assembly.
GGUUAAUAGACGUGGACCUUCGUUAGAAUAAGACGCAUAGCAGAGAGGAUUAUAUAUCCAAGGCGACUUAUAAUUUAGGGAUAGAAAAACAAAAAGGAUUAAAGUCAUAGUAAUAGAUUUUUCGCAGAAAAUUAGAAUUAAGUUUUGAUAAUGUCAAAUUUUGAAGCCAUAAAACUUUAUGAAGCAGUAAUCGAAGAAGUUAUAUCUGAUUCAAGACAAGACUUUGAGGACAGUGGGAUAGAUGAGUCUACAUUGCAAGAUUUACGUAAGAUAUGGUGUCAAAAAUUGAGUCUGUCUGGAAUUGCAAAAUUUUCUUGGGAUGAAGAAGCGCAACGAGAAGAAGAAGAACUUGCUAGACAACAACAACAACAACAGCAACCACCACAACACCUUCAAUCCCAACAACAGCAGCAACAGCAGACCCAAGCUCCACUUCAACAGCAGUAUUUACAACAGCAAUUACCAGAUACUCUGUCGGACGUUGGUUUAUCUCAUAUCGACAAUACAAAUGGAUUAGAAUUACCAAACAUUCACCAAUCUGCUUCUUCGUUAUCGUACAAUACUCAUACAUCUAACAACGACAUUCUGGGAAAUAAUCCUAUUGCAAAGAUGGAAGAAGGUGAUGGUACUGGGUUAAUGAUUCCUCGUAUUAACCAAUCUGAUGGUACUUUUGAAUUCACCAUGUACACAUCAAAGGCCGCUGAACUUUUGGAUAAACUCAAGAAGCAAGAGAAGGCUAAGAUACAAAGAGUUGGUCAAAGUGAUGGCGCUGAUGAUUUUGACGAUGAAGAUAUCUAUAAUGAUUCAGAUGAUAUUAAUUCUGAUCUUGAUGAUGAUGUAGAAAGUGACAGAGAAGAUGAAGAAGUUGGUCAAGAUGAGGGACAAAUCAUGCUUUGUUUGUAUGACAAGGUACAGAGAGUCAAAAACAAAUGGAAGUCUACUCUUAAAGAGGGUGUGGCCAAUAUCAAUGGUAGAGAUUACGUUUUCCAAAAGGCUACUGGUGAGAGUGAAUGGUAACAGAAAUAUAUACCUUUUAAACACUGCCAAUUCAGCUUCAUGUAUACGCAAAUAUAAAUAUAACUA